AUGGUUCGUCACAAGAAGGACAAUUUCUCUCGAGGGGGCAAGAAAUCUUCUCACCCCCGCCCGCGACCGGGACCCCGCGAUGAUGGAGAUGAGGCCGGUAUUUCGUCGCGACCUCCCUUCAAGGCUGCUUGCUGGGACAUGGGACAUUGUGACCCCAAGCGAUGCUCUGGAAAGCGCCUGAUGAAGCUCAACUUAAUGCGAGAGCUUCAUAUUGGCCAGCGCUUUGCUGGUGUGAUCGUCUCGCCUAAUGCGAAGAAAAUCAUCUCACCGGCGGAUAAAGAGCUUAUGGAACAACAAGGCGCGGCGGUAGUGGAAUGUUCUUGGGUGCGCGUCAAGGAAGUGCCCUGGUCGCGGAUCGGUGGAAAAUGCGAACGACUCUUGCCCUACCUUAUCGCUGCGAAUACGGUCAACUACGGAAAGCCUUGGCGAUUGAACUGCGCUGAAGCACUAGCGGCCUGCUUCGCCAUUUGCGGACACCUGGAAUGGGCGGAAGAGAUCAUCAAGCCAUUCAGUUACGGACAGGCCUUUUUGGAUAUUAAUGCCGAACUAUUCAAGCUCUACGCCGCUUGCACUGAUGAAGAGGAUAUCAAAAAGACCGAGGAGGCCUGGCUAGCCAAGAUUGAAAAAGAGUACGAGGAUAGUCGUGGAGAGGGAGCGGAGGAUAUGUGGACCGUUGGAAAUACCAAUCGCUUGCCGGCAACCAGGGGAGGUUCGGACGAUGAGGAAGGUGAUAGUGAAAGUGGGGAAGAGGGCAGUGAUGCCGAGGAGGAGAGCGAGGAGGAGGAUAAGGAUCCGUUUGCCAUCUCUGACGACUCCGAAGAUGAAGAACAGAUGGCUGAGAUUAGACGCAAGAUUCUUGAGUCCAAAGCUUUCAAGAAUCCGAGCACUUCGGAUAAAGAACAACCGGAGAGAAUCGCAAAGCCAGAGCCUACAUACGUCGAGUCUGAUGCCGAAUCUGGCUCAGCAGGCAGCGAGGAUGGGGACUUUGACAACAUCAUCAACGCUACUCUGGUGACAGACCGUACUGGAAUUAAGGAGAUUCAGCGCAGAAGAGGGCAGGAGACAGUCAGUGCUUCAUUCUCUCGGGCCGAGAUCUCUGCACCGAAGCGAUGGUAA
This is a messenger RNA of Penicillium verhagenii, 1116 nucleotides long. Its product is annotated as ribosome biogenesis TSR3 family protein. The transcript has 3 exons. The record is from RefSeq and is a predicted model, not a curated record. Gene Ontology annotation, biological process: maturation of SSU-rRNA. Gene Ontology annotation, molecular function: rRNA small subunit aminocarboxypropyltransferase activity. NCBI's taxonomy places the organism in Eukaryota, Fungi, Ascomycota, Eurotiomycetes, Eurotiales, Aspergillaceae. Bases 1 to 1116 code for a protein of 371 amino acids.